Messenger RNA from Symbiodinium natans, 2303 nucleotides. The record is from the annotation of a GenBank genome assembly. NCBI's taxonomy places the organism in Eukaryota, Dinophyceae, Suessiales, Symbiodiniaceae.
GCUGUCCAAGUCCAUGACCAGAACGCGUCCGUGGCAUGCAGCUCGGUGCACUCCGACUACCAGCACGACCUGCAGGUGACGUGCCGUUAUGGCCUACUCGGCUUCGAUGCCUCCGCCUGCAUGGGCGUUCCUUGCAGUACCAGUGCAUCGGCGGUUGCCUCGGUUGGAUGGCUGAACGCCACGCUCAGCCCGGACAGCGAGGCAGCUCAUGCCAGUACCUGGACGGUGCUGUGCUACAGCAUCAACACCGAGUUCUCUGGCGACAUCAACUUGCGCUGUAAGGGCGGCACCGUGCUUGUCGACGAAAGCUGCCAGCAAGAAGAGGUGGGGUGCCGACCUACCGGACAGUAUGCCAGCAGCACAGCUGCCGUUGGCAACUACAGCGUGGUACUCGGCCCUUCCUCGGCCGUGGUCUCGGGUGGCACGUGGGAAGUGGACUGCGAGAGCAACACCGAGGGCAACUACUUGGGCAAGAUCACCGUGACGUGCGGUGCCUUGGGCAGCUACACCAGCGUGGACAACCAGUGUGUGGAGAGGCACUGCCCAGCAGGAACCUCCCUGACUGUGUCGAAAGCUGGCUACACGGGCUCCGUGGUCACGUCGGCGGACAUCGCCCACGCUGGCACGGGCACGGCGUCCUGCAGCAACGUGGAUGAGGGCCUGAAGGGCAAUCUUGCCUUGACUUGCGACUGGGGCGUCCUGUCUGUCGACACGUCGGCGUGCGACGUGGUGUGCUUGCCUUCACGACCUGGGCAGGCCUUCAUUGCCGGCAACCCCUUCGACGUUGCGCCGACGCAGGACAUCCUUGACGGGCACAACUUCUCCAUUGCCUGCUUGGACCUCUUGGCGGGCUACAACGGCCAUGUCAUUGGCACAUGCAGUGGCGGCUCGGUCGUUGCAGACUCGAGCAACUGCGUGGGCAUGCCCUGCGAAGCCGGAGAAGGCUUUGCGGUAACGCUCUACGACAAGACCUCCUCGGUCAACUUGACAUCCGACUUGGCCAGCGGCUCCACGGCCACCUUUGCAUGCGCCUCCGUGAACUCCGACUACGGUGGUGACAUCUCCCUGCAUUGCCUGGCAGAUGUUCUGCGCAAGGACCUCAGCGGCUGCGUCUGCCAGGCGCAGGCGUGCAGCACUGCACCCUGCCUGGCCACCGACACCUUCUUCGUGCAGCUGACGGACACGGAGGCUUCCGUGGCCAUCGGGGAGCAGGUGGAGAGCUUGCAGACCAUCAGUCGGACCUGCGAGUCCGUCGCCCCUGGCCACGAUGGCAGCCUCUCAGUUCUCUGCAGUGGAGGCGUCUUGCAUCCGGACCUGUCUCUCUGUACCGAGCGUGGCUGCGAUGCGUCCACGACUGCCGCUGAGUUCAGCGUGGGCGGCAUCACUGCACAUGCGACGGCGUCGCAGGCCGUCGCCCACAACGAGCGCUUCGUUUGGGGCAGCUGCUCCUCCGUGAAUCCCAGCUUCAUCGGGUCCGUGAACGCCACUUGCUACCUUGGCCAACUCCGCGUGGAUCGGAGCGGCUGUGAGCCCAAGCCUUGCGCCGCCGGCACUUCGGGCGACUUCGUGCUGGGAGGGGCCAGCACGCAGCUGGCGGCAACGGCCUUCGUGCCACACUUGGGCGUGACGAGCUUCGACUGCUCGGCCGUGAACCCCGACUUCUAUGGCACCUUCGAGGCAACCUGUGCAUUCGGCAACAUCACAGGGCCAACGUCCACCUGCAUUGAGAACCCCUGCAUCAACGGCACUUCCGUGGAGGCUGUGCUGGGCGGGGUGAUGUCCACGCAGUUCUCCCCGGGCGUCCUACAUGGCGCGACCUGGACAGUUCCAUGCGAGCCGAUCAACUGGGACUACGUCGGCAACAUGCAGAUGAGCUGCUACCGUGGACACGUGCGCGCCGACAACUCCACCUGCAUCCUCGUGGAGCUGGGUUGCCAGCCAUCAGGCCUUGGGGGCAACAUCACCCUGGGCAAUUACACCGUGGACCUGCGGCCCGCUGUGGGCGUGUCCAAGGGCGAGACCUUCCUGGUCGACUGCGCUGCGCAGACGAACCGAAAGUACGUCGGGGAGGUCACAGUGACCUGCGGCCGCCUGGGAAGCUACGCCAGCGUGGAGAACGGUUGCGAGCCCCGCUCCUGUGUGGGAGGUGCAGCGCUGGCCGUGCAGACCCAGUACGUGACUGGGUCGGUGAUGUCUUCUGACAUGGCGCACUUGCAAUCCGACCACGUCAUGUGCGACAACGUCAGCGAGGUGCUCCGAGGUGACAUACACAUCACUUGCGACUAUGGCGACUUCCAGCUGUC